This is a messenger RNA of Triticum aestivum (bread wheat), 1862 nucleotides long. RefSeq lists its product as uncharacterized. The transcript is spliced from 5 exons. The coding region runs from base 396 to 893 and encodes 165 amino acids. Lineage: Eukaryota; Viridiplantae; Streptophyta; Magnoliopsida; Poales; Poaceae. The record is from RefSeq and is a predicted model, not a curated record.
CCGAAGCCCAAACCCUAGCUCAGAUCCCCCAUCGCACCCCUCCUCCCUCAUCCCCAUCUCCUCGCCGCCGCCGCCACCUCCUCCCCGUCCUCUGCACCACUCCUCGUCGCCAACCUCGCCGCCGCCACCUCUUCCCCGUCCCCUGCACCACUCCCUGAUCCCUCCUCCGGCCCCAUCCCCGGCCAUCCCCGGCCAUCCGUCCCAGUCGCUGCUCUCUCUCGGUUCAGUGAGAUGGGAUCCACUCCCGCAGCCGCCGCUCCACCCUCACCGUCAACGACCCAUGCCGCCGCCGCACACCACCGCGCCCUCCCCUCACCUUGGCCCCAAGUCGGGCAGUGCGAGGCGGCGCUUCCAGACCGCGAUGGCCGCAACCUUGCCCACUCCGAUCUGGAUCCAUGGUGCACUCCUUCCUCCCUCUGGAUCGAUGGCCGCAGCCUCGCCGAUGGAUCCAGCGCCUGCCGGAGACGAGGGCUGCCAGAUCCGCGACCUGGGACGCUCCUCCUGUAGGAUACGGGAGCAGCACACCGCACCCUGCAGUCGUCGGUCCGGGACGAGCGCAGCAGCUCGAGGAAGCCGGCGACAAACGCCGGCGCUCCUCUGCUCCAUCGACCUGGACGGCUGCUACUCCGCCAAAGACGCCGCCUACAGGAGGUGCUCUACUCUUGCGCAUGUCUGGUGGCGUCUCCGGCGCAGUGGUACUUCUUGAGGUGACUGGCGUGACGGCGGCUGUGUAUGGCGGUGACCACAAGCUCUCCGGUCCGGCUUGUGGGGAUUGUCAGCGGCAAGGCAGAGCGGAACACGGACGUGUCCUUCACGCUCGACGACGGCACCGGCCGUAUCGACUUCAUCAGAUGCCUGGAGCAGAAGGUGAUUCCCUAAUGCAAGGUGGCUGACUAGGCGGUGCUCAUCAACGCCUACUGCCCCUCUCGCCCCCUAAAGCGCAACUACAUGUAUGCUUAUACUUCCAGCCAAACUCAACAACCUCAUCGACGGUCCGUGCUGCUGCCUCCCACAAGUGUUGAUGUAUGUAGAGAAGCUGGUGAGUUGAUGUGUAGCUUCAUUUGCCUAAUAUAAGUGUAAUCUAACUGCUCAGAGCUCAAGAUAACCUGUGAUAUGACAUGCUACGGUACUAAUUGGAACAUUUCUGAUGCCUGGGAGCCACCCGUCCUUAGUUUCUGCUUUGGUUACUCGCUGUGCUUUGUGAUUAAGUGAGCUGUUGUAAUCUCCGUACUAGCUUACAAGUUGGAAUGCAAAAUUGCUUGUGUCAAUGCUAUGUGUAGUUGUGUCGUGUGUACUACUUUGAAACGUCGGUCUAUGGUUGUAGAAGCUCUACUUUAUGCUAAUACUUGCUUGGUCCUUCAUAUCAAAGCUUGCAUGUACUGUAGAAGCUCUACUUUAUGCUAAUACUUGCUUGUGUAACAUUUUUCAUGGCAUACUUCUAAAUGGACAAGUACGUGCGACUUCCAGCGUCAACGAUGAUGCGGACCAUAUGUUCAACUGCAGCCCCAUCCAUUGCAUCGACACAAAGAUGUUUUGCAUCAGCCUGUCAUUGCUAAGGGAGAAGCGGGACUUGGAGAGGAAAUCUUUCCAUUAAGCAGAUUACAUGUUUGGUUGCUGUGAAGUACCAGAUAGGCUAGUUCUAUUUUUUUCACGUCCUGGAGUAUUUCAGCAGCGCCAUGCAAAUGCAUUAGCGUUAGGUUUCUGAUUCACCUUUUGUAAAAACUUAGUUAGCCCGCAGUCAGUCAGUAGUAGCUCAGCCAGCCAGCCAGCCUCAAAUAGUAUUGCUGGAAUGAAUGCUUGUAAUAUAAUAACAUUGCACGUUGCUUUGAAAAUGUAUGAGAACUGGGCUAGGCCUAAGAUAA